Myxozyma melibiosi is the source of this 1586-nucleotide messenger RNA. RefSeq names its product Dihydroorotate dehydrogenase-domain-containing protein. Lineage: Eukaryota; Fungi; Ascomycota; Lipomycetes; Lipomycetales; Lipomycetaceae. Gene Ontology annotation, biological process: 'de novo' pyrimidine nucleobase biosynthetic process; pyrimidine ribonucleotide biosynthetic process. Gene Ontology annotation, cellular component: cytoplasm; mitochondrial inner membrane. Gene Ontology annotation, molecular function: dihydroorotate dehydrogenase activity. The transcript has 2 exons. Bases 110 to 1447 code for a protein of 445 amino acids. The record is from RefSeq and is a predicted model, not a curated record.
GUCGGAAACCUACCCCGAGCAGCUCCUAUUCUCUUGUUGUUGUUGCUUUAAUCUCUUUGCAGCAAAGAAAGAGCAGAGCAGAACAGAAAGAAAAGAAAGAAGAAGAAGCAUGAACUCAGGCAUACUACGCAGCUCAGUGCGCUUCGGCUCGCGACGGCCGUUGUCGUCUUCGUUCAUCGCCAACCAGACUCAGCACCAAUCCGCAACACUCACGAGCCGACGCACGCUCUUCACGCGACGGAAAGCACUCGCAUCUCCUGUGCGCAACUUUUUGAUCGGUACCUCGCUGCUGGUCGGACUCGGCGUCGGGGCGUACUACGUGACCGACGCGCGGUCGGCGGCGCUGCGGUAUGUGGUCGUGCCGGCGAUUCGCUGGAGUACGGAUGCGGAGACGGCGCAUCGGCUUGCGAUUGACCUGAUGAAGGCGGGGAUAAGUCCGGUUGAUAGAUCGGAUGAUGCGGUUGAUCCGGAUCUGGAGGUGAAGAUCUUUGGAAAAACUCUCUCGAGCCCGAUUGGCCUUGCUGCUGGUUUCGACAAGAACGGCGAAGCAAUUGAUCCGCUUUUCGACAUUGGAUUCUCGUACGUCGAGAUUGGGUCCAUCACUCCCAAGCCGCAAGAAGGCAACCCGAAGCCGCGAUUCUUCCGACUACCAAAGGACAAGGCCGCGAUCAACCGGUACGGCUUCAAUUCCGACGGCCACUUGAAGGUGCUCGUGCGUCUGCGUCUCCGGCUGCACCAGUUUUUGACAAAGUACCAGGCCGCGCCGGCGAACCACGCGUUCCGGGACGGGAAGCUGUUGGCGGUGAACUUGGGCAAGAACAAGACCGGCGACGAGGUCGAGGACUACGUCGAAGGCGUCAAGACGCUGGGGAACUACGCUGACGUGCUCGUGAUCAACGUGUCGAGUCCCAACACGCCUGGCCUGCGCAGCAUGCAGAGCGAGAAGAAGCUCGCGGGUUUGCUGGAGUCGGUUAUCAAGGCUCGUGAUAGUCUGUCGACGCCGCACAAGCCGCCAAUCUGCGUCAAGAUCGCGCCGGACUUGUCAGAGACCGAGGUUAUUGGGAUCGCGGAGGUCGUUCGCGCGUCGGGGAUCGACGGCGUGAUUGUGUCAAACACGACGAUCGCGAGACCGACGACGUUGAAAGCCCCGCUGAGCCUGCGCAACGAGAUCGGAGGUCUUUCGGGCCCGCCCGUGAAGGAAGGCGCGCUGCGGACGCUGCGCACGCUGCGGAAGUACAUCGGUCCCUCGUUCACGCUGAUCGGCUGCGGCGGCAUCAGCACCGGCAAGGACGCGGUCGAGUUUGCGCGCGCGGGGGCGACGUUCGUGCAGGUCCUGACUGGGUUUGCGUACGACGGGCCCGGGAUGCCGAGUCGGUUGCGGAGCGAGAUUAAGGAGGAGCUGAAGGGGCAGAAGUGGAUGGAUAUCAUCAAUGCUGAUUUCAAGUAGAGCUUUUGUCUGUUUGAGAAGAGAGAGAGAGCGCAGUUUUGAAGAUUUUGUAGCUUGUUUUUAGAGUUGAUUUGUAAAUUUACUGGCGCAUUUUUGCAUGUAGGAACGAAAGAGUAUGUGAAAACAAGCAGAAAGACAG